Schizosaccharomyces octosporus yFS286 is the source of this 1748-nucleotide messenger RNA. RefSeq names its product argonaute binding protein 1. Bases 228 to 1451 code for a protein of 407 amino acids. Gene Ontology annotation, biological process: regulatory ncRNA-mediated gene silencing. NCBI's taxonomy places the organism in Eukaryota, Fungi, Ascomycota, Schizosaccharomycetes, Schizosaccharomycetales, Schizosaccharomycetaceae. The record is from RefSeq and is a predicted model, not a curated record. Gene Ontology annotation, cellular component: ARC complex. The transcript is spliced from 5 exons.
AGAAGUAAAAGUAUAUUUAUAUGUGUCGUCGUUUAGCGUAUUACUGAUUUAUUACAGAUUGUAUACCGACAUAAAAAAAAGUGCAUGCUUCUUACGCUGUUGAAGUAGAUACCAACACAAAGAAUUCAAGACCAUCAUGACGUUAUGUGUGCAAAUUUAGAAAGCCUCAUGAAAAGUAGCUAAAACUUGAUCAAUGAAAACUACAAGUUGUCAGCGUCGAUAAAGCAAUGAAUGAGUUAGUGCGACAAGAGGAGCAUACGAAACAUCCUAAUCCUAUCCCAGAAGCUAACAAUGCAAUUGAGUCUUCUAGAAAAACAGAAAACCUUAAAAAGCAAGAAGACAAACUGACUGGCUGGGAGGAUGAUUUUCAGGAGCCAGAAAUCAGUAAGGAGGAAAAGGCUGAAAUUGAAAAGCUGUAUAGUCUAGAGGUUCCUUUGAUUGUACGAAUGGAGCGGUUCGUCCAAAAGUAUAGAAAAAAUCGAAGAUGGAACGAAGCAAAUCGAUCAAGACUUUUUUCAAUGUACCUCGCUUUGGGAGGUAUCUCGAGCGGUCAAAAGCAAUUCACUGGAGGUCUUGAUGUGAAUGAAGGCGAUGAUGCUCAAUCUACUGAAAAUCAAACAGCAAUUGAUUUCAUUCAACAUGACAUAUUGAAUGAUUAUGAGGUGGAUUUUGUUUGGGUAGUAGCGGUCUUUUUAUCUUCCCACCUCCUUUAUAGAGCAGGUGUUACAGAAGAACAUGAACUAAGGAUGGCUUCUCAAUUAAUACAAAACUUUUUGAAAAGCGUUCUCCAUCACAAGGUAGCAGCUGAGUAUGAAGAGAAUAUUCAAGCAGCUUUAGAAUUGGCAACCAGGGCAGAAAAAGAGCUCGUUGAUGAUAAAAGGCUUUCUGUUUCUCUUCCAGGUCCUUUAAACAGGGCUUUUUCUCAUUUAUAUGUCGAUAAUUAUAAAGGACUAUGGGAUAACGUUGACACGUACCAUCAUUUUGCCCCGUCAUCAAAUGCAAGAGAAGAAAAAGAGCAAGAAGGCUUUAAAGAAAAUAAAAAUUCUCAUAUAUUUGAUUUAAAGGAUUUUCAACCUGAUGCUCAUACCCGAUUUUCUACGGAGCAAGCAAGGUCACAUAUAAAAAGAACUUUAGGGUCCGAUGCACUUGAAGCAGAAGUCUUAGAUCAAGAGUACUUGACGGUAGAAUUGAUUUCUAAAGAAUUGAUUUAUAAAUACAAAAACAAUCCUUUAUGCAAAGCUAGGUACUUAGUAUGGAAUCCUCCUGGAACAAGCUACCCUCAGCAAACCGAGAAAACAGAAGUAACCAUUCUCAUUGAACCGGAAUUGAUGGAACUUAUGGUUUUGAAAACACAUUUAGAAGCAUCUUUUACUUUUCUAAGCAAUGGCAUAACGAUUAUGGAUACAGUUUUAGCGGUCUUACCUACAUUUUAUGAAGAAAUUGAAGAAUAAUACGAAUCAUCUUCCGUUUGAAUGGAAUUCUAUUACUUAUCAUUAGGCGUGAUUUGGAACAAACUGAAUCAUCUUUAGCUGUAAACGUCUUUUUUAGUUCGAUUAUAAAACGACCGUGUCAAGUCUAAGAAGAGACUUAAAGAGGGAUCGGUUUAUUAUAUAUCUGUGUAUUAAAGAAAAACAGAUUUAAUAUAGAUAGCAUUUGUUUAUAAUUUCUAAACAAAUUCUUAUAAACGAUACGCAUACAUAUACCAUAAGCCAAACGUACUCAUCAAUCGAUUCUAAUCCCUAUGUCAC